GUCAGCUGAGAGCAUCCUCACUCGGUCAGUUCCUCGGGCGAGUUACGGGGACGACCUGCGGGAGCACGCGGGCAGUGGCCGGACGCUGAAGCCCAGGAGAGCGAUGGAGACGUAUGCGGAGGUUGGGAAGGAGGGCAAGCCUUCCUGUGCAUCGGUGGAUCUGCAGGGAGACAGCUCCUUACAGGUGGAGAUUUCUGACGCAGUGAGUGAGCGGGACAAGGUGAAAUUCACUGUUCAAACAAAGAGCUGCCUCCCUCACUUCGCCCAGACCGAGUUCUCAGUCGUGCGGCAGCACGAGGAGUUCAUCUGGCUGCAUGAUGCCUACGUGGAGAAUGAGGAGUACGCCGGCCUCAUCAUCCCCCCAGCCCCUCCGAGGCCAGACUUUGAGGCUUCGAGGGAAAAGCUACAGAAAUUGGGCGAGGGGGACAGCUCUGUCACUCGGGAAGAGUUUGCCAAGAUGAAGCAGGAGCUGGAAGCGGAGUACCUGGCCAUCUUUAAGAAGACAGUUGCGAUGCACGAAGUCUUUCUGCAGCGCCUGGCGGCCCACCCCACCCUGCGUCGAGACCACAACUUCUUUGUGUUUUUGGAAUAUGGACAGGAUCUGAGUGUCCGGGGGAAGAACAGGAAGGAGCUCCUCGGAGGGUUUCUGAGGAAUAUUGUGAAGUCCGCGGAUGAAGCCCUCAUCACGGGCAUGUCAGGGCUCAAGGAGGUGGAUGACUUCUUUGAGCAUGAGAGGACCUUCCUGUUGGAGUAUCACACCCGUAUCCGAGAUGCCUGCCUGCGGGCCGACCGCGUCAUGCGCGCCCACAAGUGCCUGGCAGACGAUUAUAUCCCUAUCUCAGCUGCGCUGAGCAGUCUGGGAACACAGGAAGUCAACCAGCUAAGGACGAGCUUCCUCAAAUUGGCAGAGCUCUUUGAACGGCUGAGGAAGCUGGAGGGCCGGGUGGCUUCCGAUGAGGACCUGAAGCUGUCAGACAUGCUGAGGUACUACAUGCGUGACUCACAGGCAGCCAAGGACCUGCUGUACCGGCGGCUGCGGGCACUGGCCGACUACGAGAAUGCCAACAAGGCGCUGGACAAGGCGCGCACCAGGAACCGGGAGGUGCGGCCCGCCGAGAGCCACCAGCAGCUGUGCUGCCAACGCUUCGAGCGCCUCUCCGACUCCGCCAAGCAAGAGCUCAUGGACUUCAAGUCCCGCCGGGUCUCCUCUUUUCGAAAGAAUCUCAUUGAGCUGGCAGAGCUGGAGCUCAAACACGCCAAGGCCAGCACCCUGAUUCUCCGGAACACCCUUGUUGCCCUAAAGGGGGAGCCUUAGAGUAGCCAGAGCUCAGCCAGACCCUAAUCUGGGAUCUCCAGUGACCAGGGUAUCCCAGACCCCUCUCUCCGGCAAGAUGUCUCCUUCCCUAGCAGUGCCACUAGCCACACCCUCACUCUGCCCCACAUCCUCUCAGGGAAAGCCCAAACCCCCUAUCACCACCACCACAGGUGCCAGGCCCUGCAAGACACAGGGCAGCAUGGGCAUCAUAACUGGCCACAGUCAGCAGAGCCCCAGGGACCCUGACACCUCUCCCCAGGAAGCUGAGGAACAGCCUCUACCCUCACCCAUAGCCCUGAAGGAAUCAUAGCUCACUUGAUCCCGGCCUGUUCUCCUUCGCAAAUAAAAACCCUGGUUUUGUAGCAA
Molecule: messenger RNA, 1681 nt
Organism: Homo sapiens (human)
Lineage: Eukaryota; Metazoa; Chordata; Mammalia; Primates; Hominidae
Gene: SNX32
Product: sorting nexin 32
Exons: 13
Coding region: 104-1315 (403 amino acids)
Biological process (GO): neuron projection extension; intercellular transport; endosomal transport
Cellular component (GO): recycling endosome; early endosome; cytosol
Molecular function (GO): phosphatidylinositol binding
Source: RefSeq, marked validated